CCCAGCCUGGCCUGUGUGGUGCUGCCGAGGGGCAGAGAAAGGAGCCUAGCGACCGAGCGGGGCUGGCGCCGGAGACCAGGGGCACAGUCAUGUCUGACCAGGAAGCAAAACCUUCAGCUGAGGACUUGGGAGAUAAGAAAGAGGGAGAAUACAUUAAACUCAAAGUCAUUGGGCAGGACAGCAGUGAAAUUCAUUUCAAGGUGAAAAUGACGACACAUCUCAAGAAACUUAAAGAAUCAUACUGUCAAAGACAGGGAGUUCCAAUGAAUUCGCUCAGGUUCCUCUUCGAGGGUCAGAGAAUUACUGAUAAUCAUACCCCCAAAGAGCUGGGGAUGGAGGAGGAAGAUGUGAUUGAAGUUUAUCAGGAACAGACGGGGGGUCACUCGACAGUUUAGAUUCUUCUGAUUCUUUCUCCCCCCCCCUUCCCCUUACUCCUUUUUUAUUUUUAAAUAAUAGUUCUUUUGUAAUGUGGCGUUCAACACUGAACUGAAACUCGCACCCCACCUCUGGGAAUUUAUUUUCAAACAUCUGGUAUCUUGAAUUCUCGUGCUCAUUAUAUACUAUCAUUUCUGUUUUCAUUGUGCUGAACUCUUGUGAUCCAGCUGCAGCCCUGCUCCCUUCCCCCUUCCUUUUAAAAUUACAUGUAUACACAUGCAUUUGUAUGUUCACUAGGAUCGUGCGUUUCAGGCACGAAGGUUAAGAUCUGCCAGGUGGGUAAAUGUUCCUCAUGACUUCCACAGCAGCCCCGAAGUUUUGAUGUGUGACUGUUUCACUCCUGGACUAUAACUUUCUGUGGGAGAUGAAGUUUGUCAGAGAACUAAACAGUGGAGAAGUUGUGGGUCCAUAAUUCAGGGAGAUUUUCCUUAAAUUGUGCUGGUGGCCCAGGAAAGAAGACUGUCCAGUUGAAAAUGGAAAAGAUAGAACUGGUGUCAUCUGUACCUUACUCCAGAGAUGGCUUCACAGAAGACACAAAAUUGAAAACCUUGUUUCUUAAAUUUUGGCAGAAGAGCCCAGAAAAGUUCUAACUUUCAAAUAGCAAUUGAUACACAGAUAUUCAUACAAGAGUGUACACAGCAGGCAACUGGUAGUAUUCUGAUACUCUUUGUACAUUUUGACCUGGGACAUGGGUUUUGAAUGGACAUUGUGUCUGUACCAGCUUCAUUAAAAUAAACAAGAUAAUACAAUUUUAUAAACAUAACAAUUUGUAUUUUCUUUUCAAAUAUUUGGAGAUGAAAGCAAGAGAGCAACUGGAAAAUGAUAAUACACUGGAUAUGCCUAUCUACUAAAUAUUGAUCAAAGCCAGUAAAUAUUACAUUCUAAAAACAUAUUAUCUAAACUAGAAUUCUGUUCCCUGCUCACUCCAAGUAUUGAACAAUAAUUUUUAUAGUUAUGUGCAUUCCUUUCUCUUGAAGCUAUUAACUGUACUUGUAAGAUGAUGAAAAUAUAUAUACUUGUAGUUUCAGCUUGGAUUCUAAAAUUAGAGGUUAGAUUGAAACCUGUAACUUGGAAGGGAAAGUUGAAAGAAAACAGACUUAAAAAAACAAAAUAAAAAAGUUAACCUUUUUCCUCUAGAUCACUGCAUCACAUAUGGUCUAGUCAGUAGUGCCCUGAUGUAAUUACUAUCUGAUGUGUGAAUGGAGUCCUGUCUAAAAUGAGUUGCGGGCUCACUGCAGUUCCUCACUAGGGAUGUUAAAAAGUGGGUUUUUUUUGUUUUUUUUAUAAACUGUGUGUAAAUGCUGUUUAUCAACAGCAGUUACACGCAGGGAAGGGAGGAGGUGGUGGCUCUGCAGGAGCCGGUGCUUAAAAGCCGGCUCCCCUUGAGCACUGGCUCCAGCCUGGUACCCACACUGCCUCUGAGAGGGGCUUACAUAUAACGGUGAAGGUUAACUCGUGAGCCCAGGCUCAUCAGUUAAUUGUUUAAAUGAAUACACUGUCUCAUCCCUAUUCCUCACCAGGUAUCCUCAUCUCAGGAGGUUACCACCAUUGUGGGGUACCUGCUUGGGCAGUCUCAACAGUGCAUCAUAGAAUUACGAAUGGUCACACUCAAUGUUAUAUUCAGAUGAGUCUUAGGGCUCAGCAAGGAGGUGAAUUGGCUGGAUAGUGUAGAAAAAUACAUUACUCUGCCCAUGUGACAUUCAAAUAGGACUUGAGAGUGUAGGUUUUUACAUCAAGUGCUUGGUGAAAACUCAGUUAACAGUAAAACAUUUUUGCAAAAUGGCAUAUUUGUAUUGCAGAAAUCGCAGAUGGGUUUUGAGUUUAUGGAGCUCACUGUAAAGUUAUACGUGCUUUUCCUUUCAUGCUAGUGGUUUCGAUGUCCUGUUUCCCAUGUAUUAAUACACUGCUUUUGUACUCAUAGCUGCACUAAACAAUCUCUUUUGAAGAUUAAAAUUUUGGUUUAGUAAAGUCAGAAAAUAUGGAUUUUUUUUUUUUUUUUUUUUUUUAAGUGUUGUGUUUAACCAAAUGAUUCCUAGAAGAAAAAUGACAUUGAAAAUGGAAGGGAAGAAAUAAUCACACCAGAAUAAUGUAUGUUGGAGCAAAAUACUGUUUUCCAGAAUACCAAAUAUAGCUGUCUUAAGUAUGUAUAUUGCCUCAGUUACAACAGGAUCUGAGUGCUUCUCCAACUUUCUAAUAAAUGCAGCCUCACAGGGUAUGUCUAACCUGCAUCCCUCUGUAGGCAGAGGGAUGCAGAUUAGGCAGGUUGACAUUGCAAAUGAGGCAGGGAUUUAAAUAUUCUGUGCCUAAUUUGCAUAAAAAUGGCCACCGCGUUUUGCCGACUCAGCACUUAAUCGGCAAAAAGUGGCAGUCUAGAGGGGAUCUGUUGAGAGAGAAUGCCCUUUUCGACAAAUCCCUUAUGCCUCCUGCAAGGAGGUUUACAGGAUCUGUCGAAAAAGGCUUUCUUUCUCGACAGAUCUAUACUUAAUGGUUUAAAGCACAAUUAUGGCAAUGCUUUAAACCAAAAGCGUGGCCAUGGAACCCCAGCGCUUUGUGUAACCCACCUUUGUGAGGGGAGUAGCUUACAGCGCUGGGCUGUAGCCUGGUUCAUGCUGGCGCUUUACAGCGCUGUAAAGUACCUGUGUAGACUUGUCCUUAGAGAGGUUUGGGGGGAGAUUUGGCUGCUGGCCUUCUCUCCUCCAGUGAAGCUGAACUGGUGGUGGCUCUUCUAUAGUAGAUUUUUCUCCUGAAGUUUGUCGUCCUUCCUCUGCAUGCAGACACUGCUGUUCAGCAACAAUGCUUUAUCCACUUUUCCUAACUGCUCAUAGCCAAUCUAUUGUUAACACUCCUCUACCAUUGUGGCCAAAAGUGGAGCUGAAAUGUUGGGAAGAUUUAGGAGAGUGUACUCUAAUUUCCCCCACUGCACCCUAGUUUUGGAAACUAAACCCAGGCUCCAUGUAGGAACACUGUUCCCAUAUCUCUUAGGUCUGAUUUUUUUUUUUUUUUAAACAUCUGUAAGCUCCCAGGGUCCUUUGUGGUAAACAAUCUGUUUAUACCUUGUGUUUAGCUGCAAUGCUGAGUCUGUUUUGCAGAGCUCUCUGUAAGCUCAAUUGUUCACCCUUCUCGCCAACGGAAGUUGAUCCAAUAAAAGAUAAUUACCUCAACAA
This is a messenger RNA of Pelodiscus sinensis (Chinese soft-shelled turtle), 3599 nucleotides long. RefSeq names its product small ubiquitin like modifier 1 (gene SUMO1). Gene Ontology annotation, molecular function: protein binding. NCBI's taxonomy places the organism in Eukaryota, Metazoa, Chordata, Testudines, Trionychidae. The record is from RefSeq and is a predicted model, not a curated record.